AUGGAGUCUGGUGCUGAUGCGAGGAAUGAUAGAAGAACUGCCGAGGAAAAAGCCAUCGAUGAUUGGCUUCCAGUGACAUCCUCCAGAAACGCAAAGUGGUGGUACUCAGCCUUUCACAAUGUCACCGCCAUGGUUGGUGCCGGUGUCCUCAGUCUUCCUUACGCCCUAUCUCAACUCGGAUGGGGCUUUGGAAUCACAGUACUUGUCCUAUCUUGGGUGAUUACACUCUACACACUAUGGCAAAUGGUGGAAAUGCACGAAAUGGUUCCAGGAAAAAGAUUUGACAGAUACCAUGAGCUAGGGCAACAUGCUUUUGGUGAAAAACUCGGGCUUUAUGUUGUAGUCCCUCAACAGCUUAUAGUGGAAGUAGGCACAUGCAUUGUCUACAUGGUGACUGGAGGAAAAUCUCUACAGAAGUUUCAACAAUCAAUUUGCCCUGAUUGUAAACCUCUAAGAACAACUUACUUCAUCUUGAUUUUCGCCUCUGUUCACUUUGUACUUGCUCACCUCCCAAAUUUCAACUCCAUUAGUGGUGUCUCUUUAGCUGCUGCCAUCAUGUCAUUGAGUUAUUCAACGAUUGCUUGGGUGGCUUCAUGGAAAAGGGGAGCUCAUGAUGAUGUGGACUAUAGUCCAAGGUCGAAAACUCCUGUGGGACAAAUGUUUGGGAUGUUUAGUGCUUUGGGUGAUGUGGCAUUCGCGUAUGCGGGCCAUAAUGUGGUUUUAGAGAUCCAAGCAACUAUCCCUUCAACACCUGAAAAGCCAUCAAAGGGACCAAUGUGGUUGGGUUGUGUUGUUGCGUAUAUAAUUGUUGCCAUUUGCUACUUUCCUGUUGCAAUAAUUGGGUUUUAUGUGUUUGGGAACACUGUUGAUGAUAACAUUCUUAUCACUCUUGAACACCCUCCAUGGCUUAUUGCUUCAGCUAACAUGUUUGUCAUCAUCCAUGUCAUCGGUGGGUAUCAGAUUUUUUCGAUGCCUGUUUAUGACAUGAUAGAAACCUUCUUGGUGAAAUCAGUGAAACUGAAGCCAAGUGGUGUCCUUCGAUUCACUGUUCGUACAUUAUUUGUUGUUAUCACUACUUUUAUUGCAAUCACAUUCCCUUUCUUUGGUGGGCUUCUUGGAUUCUUUGGAGGGUUUGCAUUGGCACCAACCACCUAUUACCUUCCAUGCAUUAUUUGGCUAAUAGUUAGGAAGCCCAAAAGAUGGAGCAUAACUUGGUGCAUAAAUUGGAUUUGCAUAGUAAUUGGUGUGCUAAUAAUGAUUUUAGCCCCCAUUGGAGGUCUAAGAAUUGGAGACUGGAACUCUGGAAGUGGAGUUGAGCCUCCAAGCAAAGGCCCCAGCCAAUGA
Messenger RNA from Lactuca virosa, 1344 nucleotides. NCBI's taxonomy places the organism in Eukaryota, Viridiplantae, Streptophyta, Magnoliopsida, Asterales, Asteraceae. The record is from the annotation of a GenBank genome assembly.